Molecule: messenger RNA, 471 nt
Organism: Meyerozyma guilliermondii ATCC 6260
Lineage: Eukaryota; Fungi; Ascomycota; Pichiomycetes; Serinales; Debaryomycetaceae
Gene: ZSF1
Product: Zsf1p
Exons: 1
Coding region: 1-471 (156 amino acids)
Molecular function (GO): mRNA binding; metal ion binding
Source: RefSeq, a predicted model, not a curated record
AUGGCCCGUGAUCCCACGUUUGAUUAUGCUGUGUCGCUUCUACCUAACGAUUUGCUCCAGAAUGACGUGAUUCUUCCCAAAUUAACCGAGGAAAACUUGAAACUUUCCAGCUAUCAUCAUUCAGGAAGAUCGUCGUUUUCGGAGCUGGAUGAUGACGUUUUCAGCUUGCAAAAAAGUGUUCCUGAGGCUCAUUCGACCGAAUCCAGCGAUAGCGGCCAUGCCAAGAAACACGAUCAUUCUAGGCGCAAGCACAAGAGCACCACUAAUACCCAGCUUUACAAGACUGAAUUGUGUGCUUCGUAUAUGAAAAUGGGUGUAUGUCCAUACGGAGGAAAAUGUCAAUUUGCUCAUGGAACAGAAGAGCUCAAGCAAGUAUCACGUCCUCCCAAAUGGAGAUCGAAACCUUGUGUGAACUGGGCCAAGUAUGGAGCAUGCCGGUACGGCAACCGGUGCUGUUUCAAGCACGAAUAA